AUGGGUUUAUUGUAUAAAUUGACCAAAAAACUCCGCAAAGCAAAUCCACCGGUUACUCCGACCGUCUCCAAACCCAAUACCCCGCCGACGCUUCAGUCUCAGCCAGACCCCAACGCCACAACCAUCAGACCAGAUAAUCUGUGGGAAAGAGCCGAGCAUAAACUGACAGAAAAUGAAGAUAAGAGGAAAAUUGUGCAAGCAGGCCUGGAGAUCCUUGGAUCACAGCUUAAAUCAAAUUGUCUCCAGCCCAGAGGGACAGCCAGUCGCCAGGAACAGCUGUGCGGCCUUCUGGAGCUGAAAACACGCGAGUUAGAGGAAAAGAAAUUGACAGUUCGCUUUCUCGAUAAUGAAGUUUCUGUUCGUGAUAAGGUCACCAAGACCUUUCGGAACAUCCUACUGUUCAAGGAUAUCAUCAGCCCAGCUACGGCGUCGAGUCCGCCUGCAGCGAUUGCUUGUGCGGGGGUGACUCUAAUAUGUGUGCAGCUGGUUUUGAAUGCCGCAGAGCAACACUCCAACCUCAUCCAAGGGUUGGAAUCCAUCUCUGGAUUAAUCUGUCGACUUCAAGUGACAGAAGAUCUUUAUCGAUCGGCACGGUCGCAAUCUGCAGCGGAGGUGAAGUUGCAGCAAAAGUUCGAAGCAGAUUUGACCGAUUUAUAUUCAAUGAUUCUGGAAUUCCAAUUCCGGGCUUUAUGCUACGUUCAAAAGCACCGAGUGACCAAGCUGUUCCGUGAUGCCUUCGAUAAGGAUGGAUGGACGACACUGAUGCAAGAUAUUGAAAAGUCAGAGGAUCUGAGCCAGAGCUACACUGCUCUCUUAGGUGCUACAAAUGUGGACAAAAGAUUAUCAGAUAUUAAACGCGCACAAGAAAGCACUCAGGAGUGGCAACAGCAGAGAGUUCGAGAUGAAAGACAGAAAAGCCUCCUCAGGUUGCUUUAUACUUGUCCAUACAAAGACCGCAAGGAUCGGAAUAGCAAAAGAGUCCCUGGUACCUGCGAGUGGUUUACCGGCCAUUCUCUCUUCAAGGACUGGCAGCAGAAUGAUAAGUCCUGUCUAUUAUGGGUUUCUGCAGACCCUGGAUGUGGCAAAUCUGUGUUGGCCAAAUACCUGGCCGAUGACUUCCUCCCGAGUAUAACAAAGGCAACAGUCUGUUACUUUUUCUUCAAGGACGACUUUUCAGACCAGAAAACAGCGACAAAUGCAAUCUGUGCUGUUCUGCGGCAGCUGAUCCUGGCACAGCCUCAUUUAUUAUCAGACUCCCUCCUCGACAAAAUGGAGACUGACGGGGACAAGUUUACGAAUUCGUUGUCUGACUUGUGGUCGGCAUUUACCAGCAUCGCAGCAGAUCCAAGAGCUGGCGAGAUCAUCUGCAUCAUUGACGCUUUGGACGAGUGUGAGGAGAGUCACAGGGAAAGCAUCAUCCGCACUGUACAAGACUUCUUCCUCAUAAAUGCUGGCAAAUGUAAAGUCAAACUAUUAAUAACCAGUAGGCCUUAUUAUGAUAUACGCUAUGGCUUCCAGGAAAGACGGCACAUGUCAAUGAUCCAUCUCAGCGGCGAAGGAGAGGAAGAGGUCGAGAAGAUCGCCCAAGAGAUCAAUCUGGUGGUUGAGAAGCGAGUCGACGAUAUUGGAAACAAACGCCGUUUAAGGACAGAGCAAUGUCAGUUUUUGCUUGACAAGCUUAAAGUCGUCCCAAACCGGACAUAUCUUUGGGUCACAUUGACCCUGGAUGUGAUAGAAAACAUUCUGGGCUUCACCAAAGGGAAUAUCGACAAGGCGAUCAAAGAAAUCCCCCAGACGGUGGACGAGGCAUAUGAUAAAAUCCUCAACAGAGGCCCAGCACCGGACAAAGCCAGAAGUUUACUACACAUCGUCACUGCCGCCACACGGCCUCUCUCUGUUGGUGAGAUGUCUCUGGCCUUGGCUAUUGACCAAACAUGGAGAUCGUCUGCUAGCUUGGAGGACCACCUCGAGCAUGAGGAUGACUUCCGACACACCAUGAGAGACCUAUGUGGUCUUUUCGUCGUCAUUGUUGACUCCAGGGUAUACCUUCUUCAUCAAACCGCGAAGGAAUUCUUGGUCGCGUCUGGCAGUUCUCUAACUCUCGUUCAACCCGACACC
Messenger RNA from Aspergillus wentii DTO 134E9, 2118 nucleotides. RefSeq lists its product as uncharacterized. NCBI's taxonomy places the organism in Eukaryota, Fungi, Ascomycota, Eurotiomycetes, Eurotiales, Aspergillaceae. The record is from RefSeq and is a predicted model, not a curated record. The transcript is spliced from 2 exons. The annotation marks the transcript as partial.